Eurytemora carolleeae is the source of this 1192-nucleotide messenger RNA. RefSeq lists its product as uncharacterized. NCBI's taxonomy places the organism in Eukaryota, Metazoa, Arthropoda, Copepoda, Calanoida, Temoridae. The transcript is spliced from 11 exons. The record is from RefSeq and is a predicted model, not a curated record. Bases 32 to 1192 code for a protein of 386 amino acids.
UUGUAAACUUCUUGAUGGAAGAAGAAGAAAAAUGGAUUAUUUGAGGGGGAAAAUAAAGGGAAAGUACUCCCAACCCUCCUGGGAAUCCUACCAGGGGUCCCUGGAGACUCCACUAUCCCCUAUUUUACCCCUGAGAAGAAAGAUUUCCCCUCUAUUCCCCCGAAGAAGUACUGGGCGAAGGGAAGGAUCGGAAAAAAGCCGAUUCUCUAGCCGGGAUAGGACCAUUAGGAGCAGGAGGGAGUCCCUAGAUAAUCAGGCUCCAACUAGAUCCAGCUCCAGGAAUGGAUCAGAUCAGCUCCAUUCAACCUACAGAUCCAGCCCUACCAUUUCAAACUAUACUACGGAUGAUUGCACCUCCAAAUAUUUAAAUUAUAUUUCUAAAUAUUAUGACAAAAGCCUAAAUAAACCCGAAAGAGCCAAACAGUUGGAUCAGAAAGAUCAUAUUGAUCCAAUAGAAACUCUGGAAGGAGUGAAUACAGAUUAUGAAAACUCUAUCCAUGAAGAAUCUACCAGUUUGGAUAACUACCUAGAGACUGAUAUCAGUACCCACGACGAAACAUUAAACUCUAUGAGAGGGAGUAGGUUGGAAACCUUGUGUUCCCGUUGCUCCAUGUCCCCAGCUCCACUGAUAGAAUAUAACCCUGUAGACUACAAGGCAAUGUUUGAGAAGGAGAGAAAAGAGAAGCAGGCUGUGAGUGAGAAAGUUCAGGAGCUGGAGGGUAGACAAAAACUACUGGAGCAGAGCAUUGCAAAGUUUUUAGAGAUCAGACAAGAACUCAGGGAUUUGAAUAGUCAGGCGGAAGAGACGGAUUGUAUGAUAGACAGCAUAAUUCAGGAAGCUGUUCCAGACUUCGGAGGAAAACGUAGACAAACAUUUCCAGAUCAGGAUGAUAGCUAUAAUUCAACUAGAAACCGACUUAAAUUGUUCAGAGGUGGGAGAAUGGAACUUGGAAACCUUGAUCAAAUUUCCCCCACUCCUUCCAGAGGAGAAACCUGCACCCCUGUUUACAGGGCUAAACCUGCUCUUUCAGACCCAGAUAUCCCCGCCACACCCAGCCCGCCCCCUCUGCCAGUUGUAUCCUACACAUGGGAUGAAUGCUCAACCACACCAUCCCCCCUCUCCGGCAGAUAUUCGUAUAGUUCAAGAAUACCAAGCAGAUUGGAUGAACUUAAACUUAAUCUCAGGUUAUAA